Molecule: messenger RNA, 1089 nt
Organism: Frankliniella occidentalis (western flower thrips)
Lineage: Eukaryota; Metazoa; Arthropoda; Insecta; Thysanoptera; Thripidae
Exons: 2
Coding region: 1-1089 (362 amino acids)
Source: RefSeq, a predicted model, not a curated record
AUGCUUGCUGAAUUAAUCCAGGACAUAGGUGACAGUUGGUUUUCCCUAAUCGUCGACGAAACAACCGACAACACAACCAUCAAGCAUAUGGCUGUUCUCAUUAAAUACUACAGUGAAAGCCAGGGAAAGUACAUUGUAGAUUUCCUAUGCAUUUUAGGCACCCCAAAAACAACACAUGAUGUGUUGUAUAAUGUUUUGGUUGAGUUUAUGGACAAAGUCGGGCUGCGCAAGGACAGACUCAUGGCUCUCGGAACCGACGGCGCAGCAAACUUGUGCGGCCCUCACCAUUCCCUGUUUUCGCUGCUCAAGAAGGACUGUCCGAAUCUGCAUCUCGUCAAGUGCAUUUGCCAUGGCCUGUACAAGUGCUCCAGCAAGGCCAGCGCUGCACUACCCGGUUCUCUCGAGGCGCUGCUCAGGGACUCGAGAAAUUGGUUUCGGAACAGUGCAUGCCGAAAGUAUGAGUACCAACAAGAGUAUCAAGCUCUUACUCAGUAUGGCGCUGACCCCCCUAAACUAGUCAAAAUAGGGGACACGCGGUGGCUAUCGUGGCACAGCGCGGUGAGGGCGCACACGGAGCAGUAUGACUUCCUGGCCAGGCAUUUUAAGUCAAUUGCAGAUAAGGACCCCCAAAAGAAGAUGCCACUCGCGCACACCUUGGCUGCAUAUCACAGUGAUAGGUCUCACCUGCUGUACUUGACAUUCCUGAGACCCAUACUAAAGGAGGCUGUGCAGAUGAACACAACAUUCCAGCAAUCUUUGGGAGAUUUCUCCUCGGUGUACAUAGACCUUAAGAAGUAUGUAAACAGUUUAGCUGCACGGAUCAUAAAACCUCAAGCUCUAGUUCAAUCACAACCAGGCACAAUGCUACGCCUGUCCGAGCUUCAAGCUUUACGGUUGGCACUGCAGCGCCCGGGGGUCUUUAAGGAAUUGAAUAUGAUAGACUAUGGAAGCAAUUUCUACCAGACUGCAGUUUCUGUUAAUCUUCCCCCCGAGAGGCUUGACGCUGUCAAGAAGCAUUGCGCCGAUUUUCUGUACAAAAUACAUCUGCGAGCUAGCGGACCGUCUGCCUUCCUGUAUCGAAGCUGUUGA